This is a messenger RNA of Anneissia japonica, 1119 nucleotides long. Its product is annotated as THAP domain-containing protein 10-like. The record is from RefSeq and is a predicted model, not a curated record. NCBI's taxonomy places the organism in Eukaryota, Metazoa, Echinodermata, Crinoidea, Comatulida, Comatulidae. The transcript has 2 exons. The coding region runs from base 248 to 664 and encodes 138 amino acids.
AUAUUAUACUUUGUUGCUUUAUUUUUAAUAGCAUAUUUUGUGCCAGUUUUGGCUUCGAAGCCCCGCCUACCGAAUUUAACCCCAGGUUGACCUGCAACGGAUAUGACGUGUACUCGGUCCCAACUUUACAGCCGCUCUCUAGCUGACCCACGCGACGACGUACAGUAAUACUGUAUCGUAUUGACAUUGACUUGUUGAUAAACAACCAUAGAAAGCAGUACUGUAUACAGUACUUUGUUCCAAAACAAUGCCUAAGUGUGUGGCUGCUGGAUGUAGUAACAGUCAUGCGAAUAAGGUCAGCAUUCAUCAGUUCCCGAAAGAUGAAUUUCUAAGAAAGAAAUGGGCCGCAGCUGUAUCAAAAACAAGACUGAAUUUCCAAGGCUCUGUACAUUCAGUGCUGUGCAGCGAGCACUUUGCGGCCGACGACUUCGAGCCAAGAAGUCUACUGGCAACCAGCUUUGGGGUGUCUGGUCGCAACCUCAAAAGGCUUAAAAAGGGGGUAAUCCCUACUGUAUUUAAAAAACCUGUUCGACCAGGACAGUUGAUAGGCAAUGAGAAAAAACAAUGGAGAUCGACAGCAUACGAAAAGAGAAAGCAGUCCGGGGUGCUGUUGUGGGCAAUGCAAGAAGAUGAAGACUGCAAAUGGAUGCCUGUGUUGUCAUGAGGUCACAGAUGUUGUUGGAACCAGAGAUAGAGAUGCUGAAAUCACCGGUAAACUACAUCUCAUUCCGGAUUUCAUGCUACAGUUUGUUCAGAUGAUAUUGAUUGGCACUACAGAUGGCAGGAAGACAAACAACCACAAAUUUCUUGUUCCAGGAAAAAAAAAAAUCAGGACACAAGUAAGUUAGGCUCUAUAACCAAUAUACUGUAUAUGUUAAUGUGCACUGUAUAUGUUCAAGUUAGUAAAAACAGUUUAAAAAAGUCAUUUUUAAACGAGCCUUUGAGUUUUACUAUAGAAAAGAUUCCAUAGUACAGCCUCUUUUAUAGUUGAUAUAAGUCUUAUAAAAUGCACUUAUUUACGAAUACUGUACAUACAAAAAUAAAACCUAGGCCUAGUAUUUUACAUUUUUACUAUGCAUCCAGGGGUACAGGCCCUAAGGUUUGCAACCCGACCUCCCC